Molecule: messenger RNA, 2013 nt
Organism: Symsagittifera roscoffensis
Lineage: Eukaryota; Metazoa; Xenacoelomorpha; Acoela; Convolutidae
Product: myb-like protein X
Exons: 1
Coding region: 1-2013 (670 amino acids)
Source: RefSeq, a predicted model, not a curated record
AUGGAGCAAAACAAUAGCUACCCUGCCUCCAAUACCGCUGCCAAUUCCCACCAAUGGAACAGUAGUCGUUUUGAACAUGAUAGAAACGUCAGUCAACGUCUAAAGUACAAACAAAACGGAGGAGAAAUUGACCUUUUGACCCCUCCAAAGAUUGACAAAUGUCUACAAGUGAACUUCACAGUGCCUGCACAUUCUGCAUACCUGUCCCAAUCAGGAUGCGUUAAUAUUACUUGCAGUCAUUGCAAAUGUGUGAUCGAAUUACCCGAAGAGUUUAUUGUAAAUUUAGAACACGCCAGAAAUGCAACUAAGAUUACGAAUCCGAAAGGUGGCAGCUUAUCACGAGUCACUGAAAACCGACCAAACUUCACAACCGAAAGCAAGUUGAACGAAUCAAAUAUCUCAAGAGUUUCAACUACCCAUCAAUUAAAAAACGCGACGUCUACAAAGCUCUAUGACUCAUAUUCGGGAGAAAAUGUAGUCGAACAAUCAAACUCUAAACUGCCAGUGAAAUCCGAGAAAACCUUAGACGAAGUGAAAGAAAAAAGUCAAAACGAAUCAAUUCCAUCAAACAAUACCUUAAAUGACAGUGUCAACACCACAAAGAGCCAAAAUUUAGACGUGUCUGAAGCCUCAAAUAGCCAGGAAAAACAGCGGACUAAGUUGUAUAAGGAUUACUUGAAGCAAAUUAAGGGUCGCGAAUACAAAAGCAUCCAUGAAAUCAUGAAAGAAAUUGAUUCGAAAGUCAAGGAGGAACAACACAAUAUGUCAGUUUUGUCAACUAGAAGCAACAAAUCAACAAAAACUGAGGACGCUCAAAAUCAAACUGCACCAAAACCAGACCUGAAUAAAAACCAAACCCAGGCUAUUGAUUCUGAAGUAAAGAAAGCUGACAACUUAAAAUCUGGAAAUGAUCGCGGUGCCGGAAGUUUUAACGAACAAAAGGAAAAUUUUGGCGAAAAUAAGACCAUUUCACAUAGCAACUCAUUGCAAAAACAAUCUUUUGUGUUCACCCAGAGUCAUGUAUUGAACAAUUUUCCAAUUCCAAAAACUGUACCGAGCAUGGAAAGUUGUGAGAACAAAGAAAACUCGGCACAAAAAAAGUCCAACACAGAAGCCCAGAUGCAAAAAUUGGAGCCAGAAAAAUGGAAUGCAUCUGAUUUCGUCAAUGUUAACAAAGUUAAGAAUUCGUCAGAUAUCACCUGUGCGCCAACUGUCAGUUCAGAAAUCAAUUUAACGCUGAAAAAAUUAGAUGAAGGCUAUAUCUAUUCUAAUGACGUGACGGCACCGCCCAUUGAAGUAAAUAAAAGUCAAUUCCAUCAAAGUGAAACCCAAAUUCCAAGAAUUACGCAAAACGGUUCCUAUGUAGAAAAUGCAGUGAACUUAGAAAUCGAUAAUCAGAAUCAAGAAAAUUGGAAUAAAAAAUAUCGGAAUCAGGAAAAACGAAAUCAGGAAAAUGGAACACAAGGAAACCAAAAUUUCAAUCCAGAUAAUCAGAAUCAAGGCUAUAAAAUUUAUGAAAAUUGUAAUCAGGAAAAUCGGAAUCAGGAAAACCGGAAUCAGGAAAAUCGGAAUCAGGAAAAUCGGAAUCAGGAAAACCGGAAUCAGGAAAAUCGGAAUCAGGAAAAUCGGAAUCAGAAAAAUCGGAAUCAGGAAAAUCGGAAUCAGGAAAAUCGGAAUCAGGAAAAUUGCAAACAGGAAAGUUCGAUUGAGGACUCUGAAGCUACACAACCAAUAGACUGCUUGAAUGAUGAAGAAAUCACAAGACUGACCAUCAACGGUUUCAUAACUUCCACGCGCAGAUUAGGAAACAACGACAAUCAAAAUGACGACACACUCGUGAAAACAAACGAAUGCAAUCCUCAAACUUCACAGAAUGGAAAUGUGUCAAUUUUGGAAUUGGAGAAGCUAGCCCCCCAAGAAGUGUACGUCUCCAGUUUCCGACUGAAGAUGCAGCAAACUAAUCGAAAACCACUUCCAGAAAACUCGCAACACAUAAAUGAAUCUAACGAUUGA